AGGGGCGGGACGUCCGCGUCCCCUGGCUGCCUGCAGUCCUUUGAGGCCGAGGUUAGAGUCCUGGGGUCCCGGCGGGUCUCUGCUGCUUUUGCCACCCAGGCCUACUCCGAGCGCCAUGGCCCAGCCACCGGCCGACGUCAGCGAGGACGACUGUCUCCCGGAGUACCACCACCUCUUCUGUCCGGACUUGCUCCAGGACAAGGUGGCUUUCAUCACGGGUGGUGGCUCUGGAAUUGGGUUCCGGAUUGCUGAGAUUUUCAUGCGGCACGGCUGCCACACAGUCAUCGCCAGCAGAAGUCUUCCCAGAGUAUCGAUGGCUGCCAGAAAGCUGGCCACUGCCACUGGCCGGAGGUGCCUCCCUCUGUCUCUGGACGUCCGAGCUCCCCUGGCCGUCGCGGCAGCUGUAGAGCAGGCCUUGCAGGAGUUCGGGAAGAUCGACAUUCUCAUCAACUGUGCAGCCGGGAACUUCUUGUGUCCCGCCAGCUCCUUGUCCUCCAACGCCUUCAAGACUGUGAUGGACAUCGACACCUUGGGCACCUUCAACGUGUCUCGUGUGCUCUAUGAGAAGUUCUUCCGGGACCAUGGAGGGGUAAUCGUGAACAUCACUGCGACCCUGGGCGCUCGGGGACAGGUGCUCCAAGUGCACGCAGGCUCUGCCAAGGCGGCCGUGGAUGCGAUGACACGGCACCUAGCUGUGGAGUGGGGCCCCCAGAACAUCCGCGUCAACAGCCUUGCCCCUGGCCCCAUUAGUGGCACUGAGGGGUUGCGGCGUCUGGGCAGUGGACAGCGCGCUGCAAGACUGGUCCACAGCCCACUCUCGGACCCCAGACCUGCCACCCGCCCGCCUGCCCAGCCUGAGUGCCAGACCCAGCAAUCCCAGCCAAGCAUUUGAAGAGAGACCGGCCCUUCCUCUAGGAGCGGUGCUGCGCCCACGCGCCCUGCCCACGGCCCUAUCUCUGUGCGCAGGGAAGCGGGCAGUGACCAGGAAGGGACCUGGCCAUACACCCUCGGGCGGCCUGUGGUCCGGCACCUGGCCAGGCCCCCAGAGUGUGCCCCGGCCCAACCCAGGGUCAGCGCUGCCCUGCUGCCCAGCCCCCACCUAGGCUGGUCUCCUUUCUCUCCUGCCUGUGUCCAGGGGGUGCCUCCAGGUGGUUCCCACGGCCUGGGUGGAGAAAAGAAGGUGGUUCAGGCUGUCUUCUCCUGCUCUCGCGCUUUGAGACCUUUGCUUGACAGAAAUGCCAAACCGGGAAGGCUGGAGAAGUGUGUUUGAGCGCUGCCCCCAGGCCUGUGUCCUGCGUCCUCUCCCCUGGGUGUGUGGGCUGCAGACAGGACCUCUGCUGGCACAGGUCAUGGUGCUCCCACCUGCCCUGGAGAGGACUUAGUCCUUGGUUGUUGGGGGCUCACUCUCUGGACCCUCCAGGAGGCCUGGCCCCAUUGUUACCCUCCCUCAGGCCCGGGGGAGGGGGAUCUCUGCCUCAGUUGUUCCCCAGUGACCGCUCUCUGGCACACAUUCAGGCCAGGCCCUAAGGGGGCCAUUUGGAUCCUGGGCUUGUUUUCUGUGCUGUUAAAAACUUCAGCGUACUUAGAGCUGUUGGUGUGCCCUCUAGCUGGACAGGUGGCUCACUGCCCUCCUCUGCACCCUCUCCCAUAUCAUCUAUUUGCAUAAGCACAGGUUCUAGAGUUUUGCCAGAAAAUGCAUUUCCUUAAAAAAUAAACGUUUUACUGUAAAAUUAUA
Messenger RNA from Dama dama (fallow deer), 1735 nucleotides. It is a transcript of the gene DECR2, whose product is annotated as 2,4-dienoyl-CoA reductase 2. NCBI's taxonomy places the organism in Eukaryota, Metazoa, Chordata, Mammalia, Artiodactyla, Cervidae. Gene Ontology annotation, biological process: fatty acid catabolic process. Gene Ontology annotation, molecular function: 2,4-dienoyl-CoA reductase (NADPH) activity. The record is from RefSeq and is a predicted model, not a curated record. Bases 116 to 892 code for a protein of 258 amino acids. The transcript is spliced from 8 exons.